UUCGGCGCCGGUCGCGGAGGUGAGUGGCCGGACCCCGCAACAACACGCAUCAUGCUGACGGUGGCAGCAAUGCUGCUGAUUACUGCAGCGACUGUGGAGCCAGGGCAGAGCGCCAGUCUCGGAGGUGGAGAAGUUACGCCCCAGUUGGUUUUCAACAGCCACUUCACCAGGUUCGCACACAAGACCAGAGCUGCGGCGCUCUCGGACGCACUCUUGGCCACAUCAUGGGCAGGCAACACCUCACCGCAGGUCCUCUUCAAGAUGGAAGGCAGCGACAGGCUCUUCACAGCGGGCGACAUAAUCGGGGCCCUUCCUUUCCUGCCCAUCGAGAUCAAUGUUCCAGACAUGCUGUCCGCCAUACGCAGGUUCUUCCAACAAUUUUUCAGCCAGUCACAAGCCAAGCUGAAGUUAAAAGAUGCCAUACUCUACGGAGAAAAUGUGGAGUGCUAUUACCUACCCCGUGACCGUCAAAACGCGAACCCAGACGGUUUUGUAUUUUACUGCACAAAAAUCUACAGGCUGGAGCCUGAUUAUGUCACUGCAAUUUUGCUUCCUAUGCAAGAAUUUAUAGUCUCUCCACCUAUUUGAAAGUAGGAUCAUGUUUUAAUGACUUUGCAAUGUCGAAACAAUGUAACAAGUGAAUUUCUCUAUAUAAAAAAAUAGUUAAACUAAAUACGAUAUAAAAUCUCUUAACAUUUUUUUUCUCAUGUACACAAAUUUUCUUACUUGCAUAGCAGCACAGAAUUAUUAUACCUGUUGGGGAAAACGAGGCUUUUUAAAAAUGUGAGAACCAAUUGGAAAGAAACAAAUUGUUAUAUAUUACGUGAAAACCAAACCAUAAACUAUUGAUCUACACAAUCACCACUUCUACUGAGGCUUUACUGUAGCAUUAGACCACCUUCAUUCACAUUCUCUGCACUAAACAUAGUUAUGCCUGCUACUACAACAAAUGUUGCAUACCUUGAGAUUGUCUCGGUCACUGAAACACUUACCAGCUAGAAUGUUCGUAUCCAACUCGAAACAGGAAAAGAGGGGGAGGGGACACAGCUUUUUUUGGAAUUCAACCUCUUUCAUGGGCAAGGUUCUGAUUUCUCAAAUAUGAUGCUGUGUCUCUCUUUUGUAUUGUGUCCUUCAAAAUGUUUUAACACCAGCUACCUGACUGUGAAUACAUUUUUCAGAAAUUUUUUUUGUUUAUAAAUUAUUUUCUCCACUUCCCCUCAUUGUAUCCCACGCCCUAGAUACAUACACCCUUGCCAGCUAAGCACAAAUACUAAGUUUUCAGUAUGCUCAACUAAUAUGAAUGUUUAACACAUCAAAAUAAUAAACCAGGAAAAUAAUUACAGGGCUCAGAUUCAGUACAAAAGAAAAAUAUAUAUUUUUUAAUAAUUUUAUUUACAAUAAAAUAAGUAAUAUAUAAAAAAA
Bacillus rossius redtenbacheri is the source of this 1422-nucleotide messenger RNA. RefSeq lists its product as uncharacterized. The transcript has 3 exons. The coding region runs from base 52 to 588 and encodes 178 amino acids. The record is from RefSeq and is a predicted model, not a curated record. Lineage: Eukaryota; Metazoa; Arthropoda; Insecta; Phasmatodea; Bacillidae.